Messenger RNA from Hyposmocoma kahamanoa, 1745 nucleotides. Its product is annotated as serine protease inhibitor dipetalogastin-like. The record is from RefSeq and is a predicted model, not a curated record. The transcript is spliced from 2 exons. Lineage: Eukaryota; Metazoa; Arthropoda; Insecta; Lepidoptera; Cosmopterigidae. The coding region runs from base 165 to 845 and encodes 226 amino acids. Gene Ontology annotation, molecular function: protein binding.
AACAUCAACAUCGUAUAUAAGCCCCGCGCGUAUGACUGCGUAGCAUUAGUUAGCAAAUCACCGGUGAAUGAGUUUGUGCGAAUUGUUACUAUUACAAUACAUUGGUUUAUUAAUUUUGCCGACAAGUCUAUUAUUGAGUGCAGGAUUUUCUGGAACUAUUUGAAAUGGGUUUUAAAUUUGUACUGCUCCUUUUCAUCAGUGUCUACGCGUCCGCCACCACAGCAUUACCAUCCUGCGUGUGUACGCGAGAAUUGAUUCCCAUCUGCGGCUCGGACGAAGUAACCUAUGCCAACCAGUGUCAGUUCGACUGUGCCAAAACAAAAAACCCAGACUUGACUCUGGUGAAAACGGGUUAUUGUAACCGCGAGCCACUACACGAUUCAUGCAUCUGCACGCUGGAAUACAAGCCUGUAUGCGGUACUGAUGGUAGCACAUACCCGAAUAGUUGCGAUCUUGGUUGCGCACAAAGUAAAGGCAAAAGCGUUGAAAUCAAACACGCUGGUCAGUGUGAAGAAGCGCAGGUAGCACAGAUUAGAGGUUGCGUAUGCACAAGGGAAAAGAGACCGCAAUGUGGCAGCGAUGGUGUUACAUACUCCAACCCGUGCACGCUGAAUUGCGCGGCUGGAAAGACUGGGGUAACGUUAGCUUAUGAAGGCGCUUGUGAAAAUAAAAGUUUGCCAAUUUCUAUGUUAUUCCCCCACUUAAGGAACAAGAGGUCUCAGCCUAACAAUUGCGUCUGCACCAGGAAUCUUAAACCUGUUUGUGGUGUUAACGGCGUAACUUACAACAAUCCAUGCCUGCUUGAAUGUGCCGGACAAGAAAUGGCGAAGAGUGGGCGUUGUUAAUUAGCCACAAGAACAAUCGUAAAUACAUUAAAAUUGUUGUAAAGAUUACUGUUACUGCUUUGUUUCUGACCAUUUUGUAAAUUUAAAACUUUUAUUUCUUCUAAACCCGGAUUUUCAUGUUACUAGCGUGCUCAAACCGAGACACGCGAUCCGAGUGCACUCGGACAUCUCGUCAUCCGAUAAUUGACUAGGACAGUGUUCGUUUUUUAUGACGUGACUCGCAUAAAGUUGACAAAACAAAAAACGUUAAGUGAAAAGAUCAAAGUCAUCUUGAAAACUCAUGCAUUGUAGUUAUUCGUCCUAGAUUGAAUUGCAAUGAUGCAAAGGAUACAAAUGAUACUCGUACGAUAUUGAACUCAUAAUGUGUCUACGACAUUCCGAGUGCACUUCUCUAGAACCUUACUCACAUUUAAACCCGGCUUUUGACCACCAGCAAAUCAGAAUGAAAAUUUACUUGUCAGAAACGACACAAUAAAGUUUAAAUGCGUUAUUUGAAAUUUUCAAAAGAUUGCAGCCCGCCAAAUUUAAUGAUUUAAACAUUAUAAGUAAUAAGUAUAAUCAAGCUCAAUUGUUACGUUACACCAUAUUAAAAUACGCAGUACGAAAUGUAUAUCGAAAUAUAAGUCAAUGAUUAGCAUAGUAUAUGACGUAAAUAUACAUAUAUGUAUAUAUGCACAUUUUUUAAAUACGUUUGAUUGUCAUUUACAUACAAUACAUAAAUAAAACUGCGUUCUAGGCAAUUCGUUCAUUACUUUGUAAGCUUAUAAAGUAAUACUAACGCUAAUUUUUAUUUGUAAUCAUUGCCUUCUCGAAUAUUUCGGUAGCUACUACUGCUACAGUAGAGAUCCAUGUGAAAGUACUACCAUCCAGGGAAGUACUACCCUACCCUACCAUCUGACC